CGUAAAGGUGAUAAACAGUUUGUGUACGAUACGUUAGGAUAUUUGUUGCAGUCGACGUUUCGGUUACGAGUCAUUCGCAAAGAUGGAUUCAUCCGAUGCUGUGACAACCCAGACAUGCCUGGAUGAGUGGAAUGACUGUGAAAAGGAAUACAUGCAAUUGGAGACUGACCAUGACCUGUACAAGAGGAAGCUGGAGGAGAUGUUGGCACUACAGAAGAAAUGUCUUACAGGCAUCGCCAAUCAAAAGAAACGGCUAAAGAAGAUACAGGGAUAUUGUAAACAAGCAGCAUCACAGGACUUGGAUGGCGAACAAAAAGCCUCACUGAAGGAACUGGAUACCAAUGCUAAAAACCACAAAACACACUUUCGUGAAAUGGAAGAGUGUCUUCCACACAAAAAUGGAAUUUACCUGAGUAUCAUACUUGGCCAGGUGAAUGUGUCGCUGCUAAACAAAGCAGAUAAAUAUGCCUACAAGGAAGAUUAUGAGAAGUUUAAAGUGACAGUCAGCUACAUCACAUUGAUUCUGUCUGUGGCCCUCUUGUUCAUCACUGGUUCUCGAUGGCUGGAUGCCCUGCACAAUUUCCUGCUGGUGUGGUACUACUGUACACUGACCAUCCGAGAGAACAUCCUUGUAGUCAACGGUUCCAGAAUCAAGGGUUGGUGGGUGACCCACCAUUUUGUCUCCACUGUAUGUGCAGGAAUAGCACUUAUUUGGCCGGAUGGCUACUCGUACCAGGCCUUCAGAACCCAGCACGUCAUCUUCUCUCUCUACUUAAGUAUGCUGUAUGUGCUACAGUACUUCUACCAGAAGGGCUCCCUCUACAGAUUACGAGCGUUGGGUAAAGGCCACGAGAUGGACAUCACUGUGGAGGGCUUCAUGUCCUGGAUGUGGAAGGGGAUUUCCUUUUUAUUGCCAUUCCUGUUUGCUGGCUAUUGUUUCCAGCUGUACAACUCCUACGUCUUAUACCAUCUAGCUCUCCAAUCUCCACACUGGCAGGUAUUUGCCUUGUCUUUCCUCCAUGGUUUCCUUGGAAUGGGUAACAUCUCAACAACACUCUUUGUUGUUAAGCAGAAAAUCACGGAACAGGUAGCAGGCCUGUAUAAAUCUCGCCUCCCCAACAAAUACAGAUUCAAUGCACGCACAAAAAACAUGUGAAGUAUCCGGAUGACAGCUCCUGGACCAAAAUCUUUAGGCUAAACAUGCCAACUGAACCUUUAAGCAAUGGUUUCUUACUGGUACAACUUACUUUGUAGGCUGUUUGGCCAUUAAGGUUUGUGGUAAGUUAUUGUAGGCCAUUGUUAUGUUUUAAGUUGUUAGCUCACCUGAGCCAAAGGUUCAGGUAAGAUAUAUGUUGCUAUAUUCGUCUGUCGUCUGUUGUUUGUUAAGACUUUAUUCUAUCUCUAAAACCAUCAAACAAAUUUGCACAAAUUUGAAGUGCUUCCCCUCAAAAAGUACAGAAUAGAUUUCAAUUAAAACUGAACCAAACAUGCUUCUGACAGGGGACUUUAAUGUCUUUUUCAAGGUAAGGAGGUGACUCCCUUCGAAACUGAGAGUUUGAGCCCACAAUGAGAAAAGACAGUUUUCUAAAAUCUCAUAAUAGCUGACAAGGGGCUAAAGUUCAAAGUGUUCUUGAAAAUCUGUGUCCAGCCUUAACAUUUCUAAAGACCUACAUAGUCAUUUUCACUAAGGUGAGCGUUAAGGCCCAUGUCCUGUUGUUGAGGUCUUGUUUGGUGUUGGUAUUUUUUAGCUCGCCUGGCCCUAAUGCCCAGGUGAACUUGCCAUAUGCCAAGGUACCAUUGCCGUCGUCAAUUUUUUGUUUAAAAAGCUAUUUAUCCAGUAGAAUUGAAGGCUUUUGCACAAUUUGAUCUUGAGCCUGGUUGGAUCAAAAGGACUCAACAAUGUAUAGAUAAAGGGUAUCCCACUCUCUCCCUGGGGUUUGGAAGGGCUGGUCCAGAUAGGGUAAAUGGAGGUAAACAUUUAAAAUCCUUCUUCUUGUAUGCAGAUAUAGGGAUAAAAAAAAGAGAAUUGAUCUUGGUUAUUCUUGUGUCUGUAGAGGAUGUGAUUGAGAAAUGUUUUGUCUGUUAGUUACAAAGCAUGUUGGUUACUCCCAAAUAUAAUUUUGUGGGGAAAUUCACAAUUGUGAAGUCAUAACUACUUUUAUAAUUACUAUUAUGCAUUGUCACAUCAACACCAAAAAUAAUUGUUUUACAACUCAGGUGACUGUACUCUUUUGAUAAAUCUGAACCACAUUCUACAUAUUUUCAAUUUAAAGAAAAAAUACCUGAUCAGGUGAGCUAUUAAGGCCCAAAGACCUCUUCUUUGAAAUGAUGUUGAUUUGGUUUUGGUUGGUUUAGUUUCACACACAAAAAAAGCUGUCUACAUUAUGUUACAUGUACCAUGAUGCUAUUUAUAUGUUGAAUUGUGUCGGUCUGUUGACCUUAGUAGUAUAGUUUAAGACAAGCUCAUGUUGAUUGGUACGCUGACUACUGAACAAGAAACAAACAAAAAACAAUUAUUUUCCUAAAUUAUACACAAGUUUUUCAGCUUUUUGAUCGCUGCACCUUACCGUACACAUAAUUUUGUAGUUGAUAACUAGAUAUUGAAUUACAGGAAGAUUUCCGUGAGGAGCUGACAACUGAGGAUUCAUUAUGAUAACCAGCUUAGCAAAUCAGUUUUGAAAAAAAUAGGCUCUGUGAAAAAAAAAUCAAUGUAAGGGACCAUUUAAUAUAUUGGUGGUCUGUAAACUCCAUACAAUAUACACAUGCAGGAAGUGUUUAAGAAACAUAAGAAAAAGGAUCAGUGAUGUCUGUUUCAUUGGUUGAUUCUAUCAAAUAUUCAUCAAAUAGAUAAGUGCUUAAGUUUGUUACUAAGGGAAACAGAAUUCGAAAUGAUAAUGAAACGAAGUGAGCAGGCCUAGGGGCUCACAUAUAGAUAAACCCUACUUAGGUAUAAAACUGAAUGUUACCGUACUAUUUUGUAAAUAUGAACUGAAUCUGUUGAUUGGUUCAAAAUAUAUCUUUUAAUAUACAGUAAAACCCCACUUACUCAAAAUCGUGGGGCCUAGAUCAACAGUUUGAGGAAUACAUGGAAUUCAAGUAUUUAAAUCUGAGGUUGGUUCUAGAUUGUCAAGUAUAUAUCUGUCAAAUCUUGAGUGAUAAUAGUUCAACAUAUGUACGUAUUGUUAAACGGUACUUAUGCUGUUAUUAAGCAUGAUACUGGUAAAUUAGUCUUAGCUCAAGGUAUUUUCGCGGUGCCGGUGUGGUACACAGAUAAAAUAUCUGUCGGGCGUGACAUGUCACACCUGUUCGACAAAUAGAUAGAACUGAUUAAUGCUAUGACCAUGAAGAGUCGGGGACAAAUUUUUUGUUUGAGGAAUACGGGGUAUUAGAGGAAUAACGGUUUGACUAAUCCUGGGUUACGUUACAAAGAAUAUGUACGAACUUGGUCGGGACCAAACAAACUGUACGAUGAAUGAGGGGUACUCGAGUAAACCGAGUUCGAGGAAGUGGGGUUUUACUGUACAAGCGUUUUGCUUUUUAGUGGUCAGGUGUAGUAUUUUAUCUUGACCUUUGACCCUAUAUUCUUGCCCUGCACACACAUACAGACACACUGACAUGGUGAUAUGCUAUAUACUCCUGUCACUAAAUGGGGGGUAUCAUAAUGAAGAUUGAUAUUAUAUUUUGGAAGAGGAGAGGAUAUUUAAGAGUUAAUAAGCUUUCUAGGACCUUAAACUUGCAUGUAGUUUGGAUUUUAUAUUAUCGGCAAAUGAGAUUUUGUGCUAAAAUGACAACUACUCUGGGAUCCUGUAUCCAGGAAAACGUGCAAUAUUUCUAUUACUGUUUAUCAAAAAGAGUAGUGGUAAUAUCACAUGAAUACCUCUUUAAUUUUUUUUAAAAUUAUUUAUUAGAAAAUAAGAAUUGAAGAGAACAGAUAUCCCUUUCCUUAACUAAAUCUGAUUACCCCAAACCUGUGUUAGAGAUAUCUCUUCCAUGGCUGUAGAUUACUAUCUGUAGUAUACAGACAUUUCUCUACUGUAAUCAUAUAUAAUUAUAAGGAUAUCAAUUUGUUUUAGUUUAAACUUUAUUUAAUUGUCAGUAUAAUAUUCCAGUAAUACAAACAUGAUAUACAUAUAGUAUUCAAAAACAAGUACAAGGUAGUUAUGUUAAUCCUAUCCUCAAUUUUAUUUGCUUAAUGUACAUGUAUAUUACUUAGGUUAUUUAUUUAUAAAUAAGUAAGUGAUACUUGAAUUCACAAUAUACGCUUAACAAGAAUUUACUAUGGAAUUAAUUGUCACACUAUAAUAAAGUUAUAUACAGUAUCCUAAAUCUGUGUGAGUAAUAUCUGUCCGUGUUGUAUUAGUUAUAUCCGUAAUUGUGUGAUCAGUGAAGUUUUAGUUUCGUAUGACUUCUAUAAUGUUAGGCAGUAUGUUCAUACUGAAUUGGUUUUGCAAGAGACAUAAAAUUGUAUGUGAUUGUAUACACAUGUCUUUAAAACUGUAAAAUUACACAAGUAUUUUACAUAAAAACCCAUUUUGUAAAUUUUGUGUACAGGUAUGGUUUAUAUUCAGUAUGCUAAUUGUAACAACAGGUUAUCAUUAUUAAGAUGAAAAUCAUCUUCCGGCUGCCGUUUUUGUCAAUUUUGCCCUUCUAUGAACAUACAUUUACUAGGUGAAUUAUAAAGAAUGAGACACAUACCCCUAUGCCAUUUUACCAGCUUUGCCCUACUGUGGACAUACAUUAAGGUAAAGUACAGAAAAUGAGACACAAAUUUAUAUCAUUAAUAUGUCAGUGUUUAUUUUAUUUACUGGGAGGUAAAUUAGAAUGAAGAUAAAGAUCAAUUUAAGUGUUAAUAGUUUAGUACACGUUUAAUAUUUAUAUGUAUUUAUAUAAGGGAGACAAUGCAUCUGGCACUGUAGUAUGCAUGGCAAAACAUGUUUCAGAAUUUAAAAGAAUCAUUGAACACUUUAAUCUCAGUGUUUGGAGUAAUAACUAUAACAACAUUAGAAAUAGUCGUCUUGAUAAUGUAUCAUGUUUUGUGUGCAAUGUGUUGUUUUUGGAAAUCCCUUAAAAGUUACAUGUCUUUUAUGUAAGUCCCUCAGGUGUUUUGUGUCGUUUCUGAAGUCCCUUCUCAGAUGUUCUGACUUGUAUUGUAUUGUAAAUGUAGUCUAAUGUGUAUUUUAUAUUGUCAUUAUUGCUAUUAUCAAGUGGUGGGUGCUAUUUGUAUAAAAUCAACUUUUCCAUUUCUGACUCAUAAUUUACUGGUGUACAGAUUAACUUUAAAAAAUUUGGAAAGAAAACCUUCCAAUGUUAUUUUGGCCACAGAAAAAAAUUAAUGUGGGUAUAACUUAUAAUCCAAUCUGUAUUGAAGAGAGUAAGAAAUUUUCACCAUGCUUGCAACUUGAGAAGCAUUCCAGUAUCUUCUGCAUGUGAAUAACCAGAGACCAAAACUUAGUAUCUCCUGGUCAUUGGAGACAGUUGUUUGGUCUCUGGUUUCAAAUCUUAACAGAUUUAGAUCUUAACCGCCAGUUUUCAUAUAUUUGAGAUCAAGCAGCAUUCCAGUCUGUAGAUCAGUCAAAUUUUGGGAAACAGAUCUGAAAAGGUAUGUAUGCCAGGUCUGUUUGGAAUGUUAUGACCUUGUACUACUAUUAAUUUUAUAUCAAGGUAGAUAUAUUUUGUGUAGCAUUGUACUCUGUAUAGUAGUGGGGAAACUCAGUAUAUUUUGUUAAUGUUAACAAUAAAAUUGAUGGCAUUUAGUAUUGAUUUUGUUUGUUUUUACCAAUCAAAUUGCUAGCACCGUGUCUUCAAUUUUGUCAUGCAAUUGUCCAUGUGUUAAGCUCAGUUAUGUUCUCUGGUCCCCUUGGAUAAUUUCGUGGCAAAAUUGAAGGGAUGCUGCUAGUAACUUGAUUGGUUGCAGGUUAUAAAAAAAAGAAAAACUAACCGCUAAGCUGGUGUGGCACCGGACUUCAAAGCCGGUCA
This is a messenger RNA of Mizuhopecten yessoensis (Yesso scallop), 5976 nucleotides long. Its product is annotated as transmembrane protein 120A-like. Lineage: Eukaryota; Metazoa; Mollusca; Bivalvia; Pectinida; Pectinidae. The transcript is spliced from 12 exons. Gene Ontology annotation, cellular component: membrane. The record is from RefSeq and is a predicted model, not a curated record. The coding region runs from base 83 to 1156 and encodes 357 amino acids.